GCCCGCGCGCCAGGGCUCUGCACGGCCAGCGGGAGCGGGAGGGGUAGAGGAGCGCGCCGUGCCGGGGUGCGGGGCACGCGUCCCCAGACGGGAGCAGAGGACAAGGACAGGGAGGAAGGCGCCCGCAUCGCGCUAGGAGCCGACGAGGGGCUCGCGCCGGUUCGGCGCGCGCUUGGGGAGCGGCUCCGGGGAGCCGUGGGAGCCGGCGGCAGCGAGGAUGCCAGCGCGGGGACGCGGCUGCCGGCUGGGGGUGUGAGCGUAAGGCUCAGCGCUGCCCGCCGGCGCCUCCUUCCGCGCCGCCCCCUCCCCCGCUGCGGGCCUCGGAGGGAGCCCCCCGCACCGCCCGGAGGCGCCUCGGAACCUGGGCUUCGGGGCAGCGGGCCCGCGCGGCCGGCCCGGCCCAGCGAGAGGGAAAAGAUGCCUUUCCAUCAUGUGACCGCUGGCCUGUUGUACAAGGGGAAUUACCUCAACCGAUCUCUCUCUGCUGGCAGCGACAGUGAGCAGCUUGCUAACAUCUCUGUGGAGGAGCUGGAUGAAAUCCGAGAGGCCUUUCGGGUUCUGGAUCGAGAUGGGAAUGGCUUCAUCUCCAAGCAGGAGCUGGGAAUGGCCAUGCGCUCGUUGGGGUACAUGCCGAGUGAGGUGGAGCUGGCCAUCAUCAUGCAGCGCCUGGACAUGGACGGGGAUGGACAGGUGGAUUUUGAUGAAUUCAUGACAAUUCUUGGCCCAAAACUGGUGUCUUCAGAAGGUCGUGAUGGUUUUCUUGGAAACACAAUAGAUAGCAUAUUCUGGCAGUUUGACAUGCAAAGGAUAACUCUGGAAGAGCUGAAGCAUAUCCUCUACCACGCCUUCCGGGACCACUUAACAAUGAAGGACAUUGAGAACAUCAUCAUCAAUGAGGAGGAGAGCCUGCAGGAGACCUCGGAGAAUUGCCAAACAGAGUUUGAAGGAGUGCAUUCCCAGAAGCAGAACAGACAGACCUGCGUGCGUAAGAGCCUCAUCUGCGCCUUCGCCAUGGCCUUCAUCAUAAGUGUCAUGCUGAUCGCGGCCAACCAGAUCCUUCGGAGCGGCAUGGAGUAGCCGCCCCCGCGGCGUCCCAGCUCACGCGUACGUGCAUGCUCCGUGGGCGGACUUCCUCCACCGUGCGGACGGUGCAGCCUUGGACCGUUCAGCCAAGAACCCAAGGUUGUGUGGUGCAACCAGUAUUGCAGACCCACUUCAUCUCCUAGGCAGGGACACAAAAGGGCUGUCUUAAAUGCUUUAAUGGUUUUGUUUCCUAAUGCAAUAAAUAGCCAGGAAUUCCGAAUGAUUGCUCAACCACGUGUAGGAACUCUGAAGAGAAAACUUCCAUUUCAUCUCGGAAUUCCAAUGGCCAUCCAGGUUGGUGGCGUGAGAGAGCAAGAGAGAGUCGUGAACGCACAGUCACCUCCACACCCCAUCUUUCAACCCAGGGGUCAACUGGAGAUUCCCGCUGCGGGAACCCUCAGUCCCGACAGGCCGACUUCUGGGCUGCUGCAGAGGGGCCUUUCCUUCCCGCCCUGGCUUUUUUCCUCCACCAGUGGAGUCCCCUGAGGCGUUAGGGGAAAGCCAUCAAAUGGGGUCUGUGAGUCGCACCCCCUUCGCUUCCGUACUUACUGCCUUUUCUACAGGACUCGUGUUGGCAGAGUUGGGGAGCUCUCGGUCUCCACCGGCACUUGGCUUUCUGUUCCUAGGGCCCAUUACGCACCAGCAUUUUGGAAUCUGCAGAGAGCCUUCCUCCCAGCUUUGCCGCCUGUGCUGCCAUUAGAGAAAAAAGAAGCAUACGGUGGGCAUCUCUGUAACACAGGCACAUAGAUGUGUAUAUUUAGCUUCUUCACGUGUGACAUCAUUCUCCCCUAAUUGCCCUCUGCGGUUAUAAGCUUGUCCUCUGACAGGCGUUCCUGCUUCCUCCGGGCGGCAGGUAGUUUGAGAGACAGGGAGGAACCAGUGGUGGGGAGGGGUUGCAACCUACAUCCCAGUUACCUGGCCAGGGCGAUGGAGCCCAAACACAUCUCCGUGCUGGAAGACCUCUGUAAGUUAAGGUCCUUGCUCAUCUUACCUUCUUCUCACCUUUAAAUUUACUUUGUUAAUUAGUCUUCCCCAGAUAAAAAGAGGAAUACAAUCCAACAUGGAAAGAUGGAAAGAUCAAACUACUGUAGUUUGCAUAACAACUUACUUCCGGUAGUCAGAUUCUGCAACUGACUCAUUUUCAUGAGAAAAACAUGUUCAUAAGCUUGGCCACCAGGACAGGUUACUGACUUCUGCUUACAGACUUCUCCUGGGGAAGGGAACUGAAUCCCAUGGACUGUUUUCAGCACUGUUUCAAGUCUAUUCCUGACUUUUUCCUAGAUGCCACAUUGGCUACCACUAGUAAUUCAAGCUUGCAUAGUCUGACUAGCCAAUAAUCUUUCAGUGUAAUAGUUCCCUCUGUACUUUUCCAAGCUCAGGUCUUUAUUUCUGUAGUGGAAUUGUCUUGCUCCUCAUUCUUUCGAUUGCUUCUUAAAGCUACAUUUUUUUCUUCUCUCCCUUUCCCCCUUUCUUCCAGUAUUAAGGAGCCAGAAUCUUUCCUUUCUGCCUGCAGCUGGGAAGGCAUGCGGCGUGCAGCAUGGUGUGUGUCCCUGAACCCCUCCUCAAGCCUCCCACCCUCGUGGGCUUUCUCCCUGCCGCCUUCUUGGACUUGGAGCAUCCAAGUCUCAGUUAGGGUCUUCUUCCAAUUCACCUCUGCAAGCACUUUGGGCAAUAGUCUGGGGGCAAUUGGAGACACUUCCCCACUGUGGGGGACUGCACAUAUUCCUGAUGAGCACAAGUCAAACUAGGGUUUGAGCCAUAGUACAGAGGAGGGAGCAGGUGUAAGCUCCCGAGAGCCAGGGGUGUGGAGAGCCCCUCUGCCAGGGGUCCCACACAUCUAAGCCAAGGAAGGCAGCAGCUUGCCUGUCCCUCUUGUCCACCCACCCUGCCACAGUCCAGACUGCAUGUCUGUCUCUCUUCUCUCUUCCCUUGCCUGACUCACCCUGGUCCCUCAGGAUUGGAACUCUAAAUGAGAACAGAUUCAAAUGCAGAACAGGAACACAUAGAGCAAGGUCAUCGUUAGUUUCCCCCCAAAGCACUUUGCCCUCCCUCUCUCAUCUGUACUUGGGUGGGAGCGACUUCCUGAACUAGUAAGAACAUGUCUUCCUGGGGAAAGGUGCAAGACCCUAAUACUGAAGAAAGCCUCCAGGGAUGACUCCUCAAGGACCCUGCCCCAUGGAACAGACUGGGGCACUGCAAGUGGGGCAGGGCUGUGGGGCAUAAACUGAGUACUUCCUCAGAGGCUGCUUUUCUGCAAGUUUUUGGGCUUCCCACUGGAGAAUGGGACCUGGAAGUGUAUGAGGUCUAGACUUCACUGGGAGAGAAACUCACACUGGGCAGGGGUGGAGAUUAAAAGGGGUUCUGGGAAUAGCCUGUUCCCCACAAGGCCUCAGCAGUUUUUCCCUACAGAGGACCCCUUUCCUCUCCCAAUGACCAGAAGCCAGCCUGUUCUGGCCAGGAGGAAAUCUAGGAGAGUAUCACUUGUGGGUGCUGCUAGGGAGAGAGGGCCAUAAGGAAGCCACAGAACUCUCUCUGAUGGGUCAGAAGUUAAUGUCCCACCAUGGUGGGUGCACCUGGCACCCAGGGUCUGAGCUGUGUGGAGACAACAAGGGCUUGUGGCAUUACUGAUACCUUGGGAGCUAAACAGCUGUCUCUCUGGCUUGUCCUCUGGCUGUUCUGCUGAGACAAUCUGUCAAAGGUGUUGGGCUUCUCUGAAACACUUAAGAUGCUGGCUUCCGGCAGCCCCACCCCAAGUCCCAUCCACAUCUGUGCUUCUCUGGGGCCCCACACCAGGUAGCACCCUUGCCCACAGAGGUUAUGAUGCUCAGAGAUGAAAAUUCCAGAAGUCUUGGUUCCCCAUGCCCAAGAUAUGCUCUGUAGCCCUGGAUAGAGGUGGUCUCUGCAGAAACCACAGGAGAGGAGCCCAUCUCUCACUCUGUCCUCCUGGAUGAUAGACAUGGAAGUCUGUUUUGGGGUAGCUGAAUGACUGCUGGCAAACCACACUUGGUUCUUGUGGCAAACCAUUCUUGUGGCAAAAACAGGUGCCCCCCAGCAUCAGUUACAAUCAGGAAGGCAUUUUGCUUGGGAGACAAGGGAUCCAGUCCCCAAUCUCCUUGGCCCCCAAAGAAGCUGCCUCCCAUCACUCCAGAAGCAGACAGAGCCCCCAAACAGGACCCAGCAUGGGAACUAUUAUCAGUGGCUUCCAGAAUGUGCGUGGGUCCCAUGUGACCAAUCAGUAAAAAAGGAUGUUGCCAUGGCAACCCUUGAAUUCCACCGUGAGUUUGCCAAGGCACACAAAAAUAGGAAACAUUUUCUUCAAGAACACUUGGGUUCUGCCUUAUUGCAACCUGACUCCCUGCAUCCGUAUCCUGCUGGUGGUGGAAACUACCCUCGAAAAAAUCUGGUGAUUUCUCUGCCUUUCCCUCUUGUGUUUGAACCUGUCCUUCCAUUUGCUCAGGAGAACAGGAGCUACCUGUGAGCUGGAUUUCCCACUCCACCUCCUCCCUCAUCUCCUAGUGCCUAGAGCAAGUACCCCUUAAUCUGGGCAAUAAGGCGGAAAUGUCAUCUGGAAGGCAAAAACAUCUGUUUGCCUGUUGAGAGGCUCUCCCACAAGCCAGAAAUGUGAACUGAAGUAAACUGAAGUUUACAUGUGGUCUUAGGCAAGCCCAGUGGUUUCAGAAGUUUCUAGGUGUUUUAUUUGCAGUGGACAAGAUGUACACUUUGAGUCUUCUUUCUUGAUACCCACUCCUGUCUUAAAUUUCACAUGACAAAUGGUCUACUAUCUUGCAGAUAGAUAAAUGAGAGAUGGCCAGCUUGUUUUGACAGUAAUGCCCUCCUGGCCUCCCAUCCACAGAAUCAUAAAGCAAUGUAUUAUCUAAGAACUAGGAGAGAGAAAUUUAUCUCUUAUUCCAAAUGCCUUCUCUAGGCUUAGGUCCAGACUCAGGUCAUAAAUCAAACAGAGAUACUCUUAAUCCAUGUCUGGCAGCAUCCCUGGGCCCAUACGAUGGCAUGACUGGAAGAGUAAGGCUGGGGGUGGCUAGUCUGGCCAUGUGUGGCUGCAGGUGAUGAUACCUUGUUCCACUGUACCCUUGCUCUCCAUCCCCACAGAAGCUGCUGAGCUCUUCUCCUCCCAGCUGAAGGUCUCAAGUCAUAUUGGGUCAUUUGAUUGCACUGACUAUUUCUCCAAAGGUUCAUAAUGAUGGUGUUUUUCACCCCGCUCCACUGAGAUAUGGGGAGGAUCUGGAACCCCCUUGCAAGGGGGCCCUGUUUUCCCAUGAGUACUCAAAUGGUAUUUAGAUGAUGCAAAGUCUAAGCUUUUAGGCUUUGGCACAUACUAGUUGUAUUCCCAGGACUGCCUGGAGAGCAUCUGCCUGUAAUGACCUCAGAUCAGAACUUUCUCAUUGGACUCUUCAGUAAUCCUCACAGGACUGAGAGUCUAUAACCUUAAGGCCUUGCCAUAGCCAUCCUCCCUUACCACCUCACUGUUCAACUUCCUCAGAAAGGGAAAAAAGAAUAUCUAUCAGAAGUAGAAAAGAAACAUCAUUCAGCAGCUAGGGUUUUCAAUUUGCAUUAUUUAAAGUGAUGGUAAAAUAGAGAAAGAUUUGGGCUGCCUGUCAUAGACCCUGUCUCCAUGACGAUUUAAAUGUCAGAACUGUUCAGCUUCACUUCAUACUUCCUUUGACUAAGUCGCUCAGGGGACUGUCCUCAGCAGCAUAGCCUUGCCAAAGACACUUGGUUUGGAGAAAUAAGGUCAAGUACACAGAUCAGCCAAGCAUUUCUCAGUAUCCUGUGCUCAUUGCUAAAACACAUGCUCAGUUUAACAGCUACAGUUUCUACUUAAUAUUGGUUUGUGACCCUCUUUGUAUGGUCUCAGGGGACAUGAUAACAAUGCUCGAAAAGUCUAUGUGGCAAAAUUAAUUUGAUUGUUCGAUGGCCACAAAGAAUCAGGUUUUGCCAGUCCCACAAAGAUUAGAAAGUCCUCUGAAACUAGAAAAGACUUGCCAAACCUUCUGCCCCUGUCCCUACCUUGGGUAACUCAUCAGCUGAGCACCCAUGCUGGGCAGAGCCCUCAUGCACCUUGUUCCCUUCAGCAAAAGGGUUGGCUUUCAAGCCAGUGCUUCCCUCACUGUUAGAAGUUAUUGUCCAAAUGAAAGGGAUGUAGAAUCUGGAAUUUUCCAGUGGAAUAGAGGAACAGGCUAAUUAGGAAGGAGUAUUCCAGAUAACACAAAAUUCAAGAGUGAGAGUUCUCCAUCCUUGGACCUGAGAGAGAAAAGGUUAUUUAAAGGACUGCAGAGGCUGGUCUCUGAAUAUUUUCCCUGUAUAUCUGGCCUACUUUGGUAACAUACAGGGGACUGAGAGCCAGAGGGCUGCUGCCUAUCAACCUACUCCCAGUGACAGGCUUGGUGAACUUCAAGAGAAGACUGGUAGCUCACCUUUCCUUGGGGGAUGUUGACAUCAGUCAAGCCCAAAAUGCCUCUCCCAGGGCCCUCAGACUUCCCAAAUGGAGGCCAGGAGAGCAAAUCUCAGAACCAGCUUUGUGGGCAUCACUGUCAGCUGGGAUGGGUGCAGGAAGCAGGACCUUCAGUGCCUCUACCACCCCUGCCUGCAGCCAGAUGAUUUUGAGUGACUUCAUUUCCUGGCCUCAGGUGUUUCAUCUGUAAAGCAACAGGAAAGGUAAACCAGCUGACCCAGGAAA
Molecule: messenger RNA, 6778 nt
Organism: Manis javanica (Malayan pangolin)
Lineage: Eukaryota; Metazoa; Chordata; Mammalia; Pholidota; Manidae
Gene: CALN1
Product: calneuron 1
Cellular component (GO): trans-Golgi network membrane
Molecular function (GO): calcium ion binding
Source: RefSeq, a predicted model, not a curated record